Loxodonta africana (African savanna elephant) is the source of this 1479-nucleotide messenger RNA. It is a transcript of the gene C1H6orf141, whose product is annotated as chromosome 1 C6orf141 homolog. The transcript has 2 exons. The record is from RefSeq and is a predicted model, not a curated record. Bases 510 to 1124 code for a protein of 204 amino acids. Lineage: Eukaryota; Metazoa; Chordata; Mammalia; Proboscidea; Elephantidae.
UUAUUAUUUUUUUAACAUCCUUGUUCCUUCACAUGAAGGAGCGUCGGUGGAAAAAAAAAAAAGAAACGCUAGUUCUCUGGAGACGUCCUCCCACACAUCCAGUAUGUGGGUGUCUUUUGCACCUCACAGCGGAGAAAAACACAGGGUGGGUGGGAAAGCAGGGCAGAACUGAGAAGUAAUAGCGAAUAGAUCAGAAAUAUGCCAGAGGGAGUAGGGCUGGGACGGGUGAAGGGAGUAAGGACAAGAGGAACGAUUGGGACUGAAGUUAGACUUUUUGUCUUUAAACGGCUAGAAAGUUGAGAGAGAAGUGAGCGAGGCCUGGGGAAGAGGGGAGAGGAAGGAAGCAGAGAUCAGCACCGAAGUCUGAUUCUGUCUCUAGUUCUCGCGGGCGGGGAGUCCCGGGCGGGCGGCGGAGGCCACACCCCGGGCUUGAUCACCCUGGGCCUGAUCGCCCCGCACUUUCGAGAACUCAGCAGGAGCUGCUGCGUGAACCCGUGUACGAACGAGCCAUGAAUGAUCCUCUGGACAGAAUGGGGACUCCUGGGCCACGAGGAGCUUCGAAUCCCGCGGGCUCACCCCGUCGCCCACGGCGCGCCGGGUUCUUUCCGCGCGGGCAGGGGCGCGGGGCUCCUCUGGCCCCAGGCGCCCGGAAUCCCGCCGCUGCGGGGACCAGCGGAAGCAGGGGCAGCGCCCAAGAGGACCAGUCGGCAGCCCGAGCCCCCGGAUCGCUGGCUGGAAAGAGCCCGGACUGUGAGUCCUGGGUCAGAGAGAAAGUGCUCUUUCUACUGCACCCAGAGAGGUGGUUGGGGACUCCAGGGGACCUUGCACGGGAAGAGGUGGCUGGUGGGGAGGAUCUUCCCCAGACGGGUGGAGACGACCAGGAGCCCCGCUGCCCAUCUCCCCUCUUUCCACGAGGACAGCGAAUAUCUGACAACCAUGUAGACUUUCCCUUCCGAGCCCUGGGGCGGGACUCAGCAGCCCCACCCAAAUCCGUGCUUGUGCGGAUCGUGGAUUAUCAGGUGACCCAAGAAGUGCUGCAGACCGCUUGGACGAGGGGCUGCAUGACCACAAGGACCGAGGAGCGCUCCAUGACCGCGAUCACUUUUCGCACCAACAGUGCGUAAGGCGGUUUUGGGAGUGCCGGGGGAUUAAACAGGAAAGAGGAGCCGGAGAAAUGCGCAACGUUGGUGGAUCUGCGGUAAUCCUUAAAGAAAAAAAAAAAAGCUAUUCGGCAACUCCAGCCUGCAAUUAACCGUCAGAAAGAAUCUUUUAAGAUGCUGGCACAACAAUUAAAGGUGACAGGGCACCCGGUACAGCUUGCAGAACUGUAAGAAAUGUAACACCUCCUUCGUGACUUAAAUACCGUGAUGGCCUGGGGAAUCUAAGUCAUUCAGAAGACAGGAAGAAAAGGACAUACAAGCAGAAAUGAAGUUACUGGUCUUCUUACUCCAAGGCUGAGAUUGGAUGAGAAGAGAGAUU